AUGGGAUUACAUCGAUGCGACGGACCACGACCAUCGGGUGCAAGGGUGGACAUGUAUCUAGCGGAUGUGCUGGAGAGUCUGGUGAAGAAGAAGUUGCUGGGCCCUCCUCGUGCCCUCCUCCCCCUCCAUCCCUGCCCAUCAACACGAUAUUGUUGUCCCCCUCGACCACACCGUCUAGUCCUUGCAAUGUGUCAACUCCCUCACCCUCGUCCCAGCAUCCUCAUCAAAGCAGCUUCCUCAUCCCUUGGCCUCUUCCUCUAUUGCUUUGUCUCUUCCACCAUCCACCCUCCUGCUUGCCUGUCCACCAAAAUCAAUGUGUUUAUUCCUUUACUGACCUUGAUUGGACUCUUUGAAUCAGAUUUUGCUACCAGUGCCAGCAUUCUUCCGGUACCAGAAUCAAUUACACUGAUUGGAUUUCAUCACCAACAUCAAUCAGAUUUCACUUGUUUAACCUCACACUAUCAUAUCAUCCUGCCUCAUCUUCUACCACCACCCUCCACCCUGUCAGAUUCUAGGCUCUGGCACGUCCUCUAA
This is a messenger RNA of Puccinia graminis f. sp. tritici CRL 75-36-700-3, 534 nucleotides long. RefSeq lists its product as uncharacterized. The record is from RefSeq and is a predicted model, not a curated record. NCBI's taxonomy places the organism in Eukaryota, Fungi, Basidiomycota, Pucciniomycetes, Pucciniales, Pucciniaceae. The transcript has a single exon. The coding region runs from base 1 to 534 and encodes 177 amino acids.